Beta vulgaris subsp. vulgaris (sugar beet) is the source of this 918-nucleotide messenger RNA. RefSeq names its product protein MAIN-LIKE 2-like. The record is from RefSeq and is a predicted model, not a curated record. Bases 1 to 918 code for a protein of 305 amino acids. NCBI's taxonomy places the organism in Eukaryota, Viridiplantae, Streptophyta, Magnoliopsida, Caryophyllales, Amaranthaceae. The transcript is spliced from 3 exons.
AUGGCGCACCGCUAUGCAUUCGUUGGCAAGCUUCAGAACCUUUCUGGUAUGGAAAAACAUUUAAGUGAAACUUCAGAGUCUUUUUUAGAGGAGUGCAAAGCCUUAGGUGGCUUGUAUAAGAUGUUGUCGCUGCCUUAUUCCAAGAUUCCAACCCCUUUUUUGUCAAAGGUGUUGGAAUAUUACAAUCCCGAUUCCAACACCUUUAACAUUAAAGGGCAUGUGCUAGGAGUAACACUUCAAGACAUGUUAUUCCUAGCGAGAAUCCGAAUUGAUGGCAAACCUGUGCUUGUCAAGGAAUACAACGACGAUCAUUGCAUCUCUAUUUUUGGGAAGGCUAUGUACGAAUUUGAUGAGCUAAAGGCGAUUAUCGAGGAUACAGGAUCGGAUGCAAAGAAGCGCAAGGUAGCGCUAUUGAUGCUAAUAGUGAACUCCAUAAUAAUGCCGUCUCAUAAUGGGAAUCGUUUUUAUCCCGCAUUUUUUGAAUUAUUAAGUGAUCCAGAUGAGACGUCUAUGACUUAUGCAUGGAAGGCAGCCAUGCUUGCUGCCCUCCAGCAUCACUUGCAGAAGAGAUAUAAUAAAGUAGGUGGUUGUGCAUGGCUAUUAGUGUGUUUCUUCUUCGUUCGCAUCCCAAAGUUGUGGGAUUCCAUAGGCCUCACAUCAGUGAGGGAGGAAAUGGAGGAGGGGCAAUUGGCUCAAGACCCAUUUCCAAUGAAAUGGAUAUUAAGGAAGCUGCAACUGUCCACCUUUGGCAAAGAUCAAAAGGGGGGUUACCUCAAGACAAUAUCCCCUGUUUUUGAGAACCUCGAAGACGAGAUAUGGUCACAAUUAACAUCAACAUUUGACCAAACCAGAUUAUUCCUAGCUUUCCAAAUUCCAUAUAUGGCAGCAACUACAACAGCAUUACACACUGAUUUCUGA